AUUAGCAACUGUUUUGUAGUAGCCUUUUCGCGGGUGAUUUGCGUGUUUUCCUUCACGAAUUGUACCUUUAUCCUGUUAUCUUCCUAACAGCAAUACUAAAACACAUCGACACAGGUUAAGACACUGCUACUUGACAUUAAUACAGCAACUUGUCUGUUUGCUUUUUGAGCUAACCAGAGCAGAAGCCGGUGAUAUUAGCAUGCAAGGCUAACUUAACGUUAGCUUAACUUUAGGUGAUAUUUGUAGUGUCUGUGGUCUCGAAGGAUUAAAGCUAGUCAUCGAAAUGUCUCUAAGUGCCGUUCACGGAACACUGUCAAGCCUGAAGUCAUGUCAGACAGACAUCGGGACAGGAAUGGACAUAGUGACUGAUGUGGCUAUGGAUCUGGCGGAAGCUCAUGACGGAGAGGUCAACCCUGGCAUCAAAGAGAUGGAGGCCAUGAUUUUGGAGUGUGCUCAGCUGGACAGGGAGAUUAACUACUUUGUUGAUGUUGUGCAACAAGUCACAGCUGAGGUUGCUACACAGCAGCCAGAGGCAAUGUUCAGCCUGUCUGCCAAAGUGAAGGAACAGUUCACAGAGAGAAUAGCCGGACUCUCUGAUGCCGAUCUUCACCAUCACCAGAAAGUUGUGGCCUUCAAGGACAGCAUCAAGAACUCUCUCAACCAAGCCAACCAAGAGACAGCAGAGAACAUGGAGGAGCUCGAUGAGGACAUCGCUGUCACACAGAGCCAAGUCAACUUCACCUGCCCACUCACACAGGUGGAAAUGGUGAACCCAGUGAAGAAUAAGAAAUGUAACCACUACUAUGAUGAAGCAGCCAUACUGGGCCUGAUCAAAACAAGACACAGCCAGAAAAAGAAAUGCCGCUGUCCUGUGGUGGGCUGUGGGAACAUUGAUGUGAAAGAGUCAGACCUUGUUCCUGACCAGAUGCUGAGGAGAAAGAUCCAGAGCCAAAAGAGAAACAGCAACCGAACGUAGUGCUGUACAUUUUUAUUGGUAGGAUCUUUUACCAUAAAACCCAUCCCGUGCUAAUUAUUUGUAUAUUAAAAAAAGAGUUUAUAAGUGAUUCUUUUGCCUAUGUUGGCUGGACAAAAUACCAUGGCUGGUAUUUGUGAAAAAUACCAGCCAUGGUAUUUUGUCUAAUUUUUGUCCUCAGGAAUACCAUAUCCAGCUAUUCAAUAAAAUGUAAAUGUUAGGGGGGGAUGACUUUUGUAUUUUAGCUGGAGCAUUUUGUAUUCCAGUCUUGAAUGUAAAUAAAAGCUUCAAACUUU
Lates calcarifer (barramundi perch) is the source of this 1269-nucleotide messenger RNA. It is a transcript of the gene nsmce2, whose product is annotated as NSE2 (MMS21) homolog, SMC5-SMC6 complex SUMO ligase. The transcript has 6 exons. The coding region runs from base 284 to 976 and encodes 230 amino acids. Gene Ontology annotation, cellular component: Smc5-Smc6 complex; nucleus. Lineage: Eukaryota; Metazoa; Chordata; Actinopteri; Centropomidae. Gene Ontology annotation, molecular function: SUMO ligase activity; zinc ion binding. The record is from RefSeq and is a predicted model, not a curated record. Gene Ontology annotation, biological process: protein sumoylation; double-strand break repair via homologous recombination.